This is a messenger RNA of Hermetia illucens (black soldier fly), 807 nucleotides long. Its product is annotated as cilia- and flagella-associated protein 20. Gene Ontology annotation, biological process: regulation of cilium beat frequency involved in ciliary motility; positive regulation of cell motility; cilium assembly. Lineage: Eukaryota; Metazoa; Arthropoda; Insecta; Diptera; Stratiomyidae. The coding region runs from base 121 to 705 and encodes 194 amino acids. Gene Ontology annotation, cellular component: ciliary basal body; motile cilium. The transcript has 2 exons. The record is from RefSeq and is a predicted model, not a curated record.
AAAAAAUCGACAUAAACGACAAGAAUGAGUUAGAUUUAGAUACGAAGUUUUAGUUACAUAUUUGAAUUCGUCACUUCUACGCAAAAAUUAUACAAAUAAAGAAAAAUCACAAGUGAAAAUAUGUUUAAAAAUACAUUUCAAUCGGGAUUUCUUUCCAUUUUAUACAGUAUUGGUAGUAAACCCCUUCAAAUCUGGGAUAAGAAAGUAAGAAAUGGCCAUAUUAAACGGAUCACGGACAACGACAUACAAAGUUUGGUGUUAGAAAUAGUGGGAACAAACGUUAGUACUACAUAUAUCACAUGUCCAGCCGAUCCGAAGAGAACGCUGGGCAUUAAACUCCCUUUCCUCGUUAUGAUAAUCAAGAAUCUGAAAAAAUACUUUACAUUUGAAGUGCAGGUUCUAGAUGAUAAGAAUGUCAGACGACGUUUCCGUGCAAGCAACUACCAAUCAACGACUCGUGUUAAACCAUUCAUUUGUACAAUGCCAAUGCGUCUGGAUGAAGGGUGGAACCAGAUACAAUUCAACCUUUCCGAUUUCACAAGGCGUGCUUAUGGAACUAAUUAUGUUGAAACACUCCGUGUCCAAAUCCACGCCAACUGCCGAAUAAGACGGGUUUACUUUUCCGAUCGUCUCUACUCCGAGGAUGAACUUCCCCCUGAAUUUAAGCUUUUCUUGCCCAUUCAGAAACCUGUUCCAAAUCGUUAAGUCAGCCAAACGUUUGAAGCUUCAUAAUUAUCAUGUAUACUUCAAUGCAAUUAUGUGAAUGCAAUAUUGAUAAUUCUCUUACAAUAAAAAUUCGUGACAGCA